GGCGCGUCCCGCCCGCCCCUGAGCGGGCCGUUGGUCGGCGGCGGGGCGGGCGGUGAUGCGGCUGCAGUGCGAGGUGGAGGUGGUCAGCCGGCUCCUGCCCACCUGCGGGCUGCGGGGUCGGGGCCGCGGCACCAGGGCGCUCCUCUCGCUCGGCCGCCCGCCCGGACGGGCGCAGGGCGGCGGCGUUUACCUCAUGGUGUGCACGGCGCGGGACCGAGUCGGUGCUCGCUACAAGGUGCAGGAGAACAUCGAGCGGUUCUUCACCCGGUUUGUGGAGGAGGGCAAGGCCACCGUGCGCCUCCGGGAGCCCGCCGUGGACGUCUGCCUCAGCAAGGCAAAUGCCAGCAAUUUAAAGAAUUUCCUUUCAGCUGUGAGACUGGCUCACCAAGGGACCAACACAGAAGCUCUCCCUCUAUCAACUUUGGUACCAGCAAAAAACUCGGAAGUUGAAAAACCUAAGACAAAAAUGAUCAUAACUUCAAGAAGAGAGUACCCUCUCACCAAAAACUUCCCUUAUUCCCUCGAACACUUCCAAGCCUCGUACUGCAAACUGGCUCGUAUCGACAUGCGUGUGCUCUGCUUGAAGAAACUCCGAAAACUAGACCUAAGUCAUAAUCACAUUAAGCAGCUGCCAGCUACUAUUGGUGACCUGACCUGUCUUCAGGAGCUUAUUUUGCACGACAAUCACCUGGAGUCCUUCAGUGGGGCUCUGUGCAACUCCACCCUUCAGAAAUCUCUUCAGUUCUUGGACCUGAGCCAAAACAAAAUCAAAGCACUUCCAAUUCAGUUCUGCCAGCUGCGAGAACUCGUGAAUUUGAAGCUGGAUGACAAUGAGUUGAUUAGGCUGCCGUUCAAGAUUGGCCAGUUAGAUCAUCUACGCUUUCUGGCAGCAGCUCGAAACAAACUUCCUUUCCUGCCCAGUGAUUUUAGGAAACUCUGUCUUGAGAGCCUGGAUCUCUUUGGAAAUCCUUUUGAACAGCCCAGUCCACUUGUUCCCAACAUACAAUUGCAAAUACCAUUGACUUUAUUAGAAUUUGCUGCAAGAGCAACCAUAAAUUACAGAAUCCCUUAUGGUUGUCAUCUCCUUCCUUCUCACCUUUGUGAAGAUCUGGAAGUGGCUAAAACAUGCCAGUGUGGAAGUGCCUGUCUGAGCAGCUUCAUUCAGAUCACGGUGACCAUGAAUCUCCACCAUGUAGCUCACACCGUGGUCCUUGUGGAUAACAUGGGAGGUACAGAAGCACCCAUCAUCUGCUACUUCUGUUCUCUAAACUGCUAUUCCCAGUUCCUGGAUAGGUACCUCCAGAGUAAUGGGUGACCAUUAUUGGGCACAAAAGCUCUGCCUGGCAUUCUGUCCAGUGACAGAGGAGCCUGAAACUGUUACCUGCUUCUUACCCACACGUGCUGUCAUAGGAUGUUUUCUGCCAACAGCAGAUGUCAGCACUGCAGUGAGGGGGCCCUGUCAGUCUGGGCUGGUGACCCCACUGUUCCUCUGCUCCUAGAAUCUCCUUUUGGUUGGAAUAAAAAGUGAUGCUUAGCCAGAAUGAAUCUUCCUUAGAAUGUAUUUUGCUUUGUUUGUUUGUUUGUUUCCUAUUACUGUGACUUUGUUUGGAGUAUCAUGACAGUUUUCUUUGUUUUGUGGAUUAAGUGGUUUCGUGUUGCUAGAAGGAAGGUGAGAUUGUAUCAGAUUGCUUUGCUUACAUUCGAAGCUCUGAAUUCUGCUGACAGAAGACGACUUUAUCACUGAACUGUACCUUUCCCAACUUGUUUACUGUAGAGCAACUUGGUAGGCUGCUAUGAGAAGCAAUUACAGUGUGUGCAGUUCAGAACUGGUCAUGUAAUUCCAGGUGCUUCUUUUGUAACAGUUCUGUUACAGCAUUCUCACUUCAAGCAGGGACCAGCAUCACUGUUUUUUUACCAGAGCAAAUGUUUUUCAUUUUAUCUCUUUGUAAUACAAGAAAUGUCUUUUUCUAAAUGUGUCACCUAAACUUUGUUUCUUAACUCUUAUGUUUUAAAGAUUGUUGAAUUGUUCACUGAGUCAACUUAUUAAAUUUUGCAACCCUUCUAUGUA
Molecule: messenger RNA, 2068 nt
Organism: Melopsittacus undulatus (budgerigar)
Lineage: Eukaryota; Metazoa; Chordata; Aves; Psittaciformes; Psittaculidae
Gene: LRR1
Product: leucine rich repeat protein 1
Exons: 4
Coding region: 56-1315 (419 amino acids)
Biological process (GO): signal transduction
Molecular function (GO): protein binding
Source: RefSeq, a predicted model, not a curated record